AUGCUACUGGCGGCCUCUGGGCACGUCAACAUCGAGCGAGGCGGAGUACGAGCGCAAGGCGAUUGGAUCAGAGACGUUCACCUUCAUCUCUCGCGCCGCGGAUCCCAAGCAUCACUGCAGCACCAUCACUUGUUCAGCUGCCGUUUCCCUUCGUCAGAAAAAGAUGACAACUUGACAUCCGAAUACGACGAAAGUGUAUGGAAGCAGAUUUUCAGAGCCGCUUGGAUCGACGUAGCUCUCCGAUUGCCCUUUGCGCUGCUUGCCAGACAGGACAGGCCCGAUCAGCUCAAGAUCCGCUUGCCCUCCAAAGUGCGAGAGAUAGAGCAGUGGGCGGACGACACUAUCUCGUUUGAGAAGGCCAAUCACGUACAGCAGUCCAAUAUAGAUGCGCUUCUUCGUACCAAGGAGGUGUUGGGGUGAGUUUCGAGGUUCUGAGCGCAUACAAACGCGCGAUAGCGUCUUAUAGAUCUCAGACGACCUCGUUUCUUGUUGUUCUGGCAGCCGUCUUGAAUUUCCAACAUCUUUAGGCAACGAAGCAAAGCUCCACGUCAUGCCAGCCAACAAUCCUCUUCGCUUCGUCGUGGCUCUCCAAGUUUCCCAUUCUUUGACGGAUGGUAGCGGUGCUUUAGCCAUGUUGAAGCUCAUCUUGCAGCACGUAGUCAAUUCUGAUGGCGACACUCCCGCGCAGAUCGACCUACCGGCAGUGUCCGUACUCGCUUCUCGUUUGCUUCCGGGAUUCUCAGCUCUCGUUCGCGAGGAUGCCCGACCAAAGCCGGAGCAGUACGAAUCGAUUACGAUGCAGGUGGGUCCAAAGACGGCUCUCGGUGGCACAACUCAAUUACUGAAAUCCUUCGAUUGUCGAUCCGCCAGCAAGUGGGCAAGAUGGCCGGAGCUGGACUUCACGCAUUCAAACUGCAUUUCGACCGACCUUUUCCCCCUUCGGAAUGGGGCGCCACUCUGAACGUGGUCGAGCAACUGAGCGAGGAUCUGACGAGAAGAAUCAACGCCUUUGCCAAGAUGCACAAGCUCAAGGUCAGCUUCUUGAUUCAUGCAGCGUGGGGCCUGACAAAUGCAAGGCAGAAUAGGCAGCAAAUGAGGAGCGAUACCACGAUAGCUGGCUUUGUUGCCAUCAACAGCAGACGAGCAUUUCCUUCGGAGCUGCAAGAUCCAACAAUCAGCGCACAAGGCUGCGUGUCGCCCUUAUCGAUCUGCAUACCCAUUGGCACGGCCACAGCAAAUUUCGCUGAUCCCACUGAGAGACUUUUGAUGUUGUCCAAGCACAUGGCGGACGAGUUCAAGGAGGUGGAGAAGCAGCGUGGGACGAUGGCUUUCUUGUCUGAGCGCUGGAUGCAGCGCCUGGGUGCUGCUCAUCCUACUGGAGAGACACCGGCUCCAGUGCAACAUCCCAUGCUUGUGUGUCAUGUUCAGCUGCGCGCACUGGCAACUUCACGUCUUCACGGCGGAAAACCGCUGACUUGCCGUCUGCCGCUCCACAACCGCAUCGGCACCGCUACAGAUACCAGAUGGCAAAUACGACCGCAUCCUACCUCCCAUUUUACGCUCAGAGACAGCGUUGGAAGUGGAGUUGCACACCGAAGCGAUUUUGAUGGGCAUAGACCAUGGUGGUCCAGUCAACGUCACGCCCAUCGGGGCCAGAUGGUGGAGUUUCCGCGAUCGACUACACUUCGGAGCGGACUUCAGCGAGGGAAACUUUGAAAAGCGACAGGUGCAGUUCUAUUUGAGCGAUUGGAAGGAGAUCUUGGAGGAGGUCGUCUAG
This is a messenger RNA of Ceraceosorus bombacis, 1777 nucleotides long. The record is from the annotation of a GenBank genome assembly. NCBI's taxonomy places the organism in Eukaryota, Fungi, Basidiomycota, Exobasidiomycetes, Ceraceosorales, Ceraceosoraceae.